Messenger RNA from Pyrus x bretschneideri (Chinese white pear), 1400 nucleotides. Its product is annotated as peroxidase 47. The transcript has 4 exons. The coding region runs from base 308 to 1255 and encodes 315 amino acids. The record is from RefSeq and is a predicted model, not a curated record. Lineage: Eukaryota; Viridiplantae; Streptophyta; Magnoliopsida; Rosales; Rosaceae. Gene Ontology annotation, molecular function: peroxidase activity; heme binding. Gene Ontology annotation, biological process: hydrogen peroxide catabolic process; response to oxidative stress.
CCAAUUGAUCAGAGUAGUGUAUAUCUUUUUUUAUUCCCAACUUCAGAUCCCCUCCUUAUGAAUUAGAAGAGUAAUUUAACUAAUAUUGAUCAUAAAGCACAGUCUCUUCAACUUUUUGUUUUUUCCGUUUAGUUUGGGGCGGCAACUUUUGUUGAAGCAUUAAAUUGCACCUAUAUAAAUCCACAUUGCCUUCACUCUUCAUUCUAACAAUUACUCCUCCUUUCUUGAGCCUUCUAUUAUAUACCUUGUUAGUUAUUUCCUCUCACCACUAUUUGAAUUCAAGAUCUUCCCCUUAGAUUUAUCCAAGAUGGUUAUUGCUAAGCUGUUUGUAGUGUUUCUACUAUUGCAAAUGAUGAGUGGCUUCGUAUUUCGAGCAAAGGGUUUGAGUAUGGGCUAUUACAUUAUGAGCUGCCCGAUGGCUGAACUUAUUGUGAGAAAUACAGUCACCAGGGCCUUGCAAGCUGAUCCAACCUUAGCUGCAGGUCUAAUCAGAAUGCACUUCCAUGACUGCUUCAUAGAGGGAUGUGAUGCGUCAAUUCUCCUGGAUUCAACAAAAGAUAACACAGCAGAAAAGGACUCUCCAGCAAAUUUGAGCUUGCGUGGCUAUGAAGUUAUAGAUGCUGCAAAAGCGGAACUUGAAAAAAAAUGCCCUGGCGUGGUCUCUUGCGCCGACAUAGUUGCAAUGGCUUCUACAUAUGCAGUUUUUGCGGCUGGGGGCCCGGUUUAUGACAUACCCAAAGGAAGAAAGGAUGGAAGGAGGUCUAAAAUAGAAGACACAAGGAAUCUGCCUCCGCCCACUUUGAAUGCCUCUGAGCUCAUUACAAUGUUUGGGCAACAUGGAUUUACUGCUCAAGAAAUGGUUGCUUUAUCUGGUGCGCACACACUAGGUGUAGCCAGGUGCUCGUCAUUCAAAAACCGAUUGAGUGAUACUGUGGAUCCAGAUUUAGAUUCAGGUUUUGCAAAGCAACUGACCAAAACAUGCAGCACAGGCGAUAACGCCGAGCAACCCUUCGAUGCAACGAGAAACAAUUUUGAUAAUGUCUACUUCAACGGACUGCAAAGGAAGGCUGGAGUCCUGACUUCUGAUCAAACCCUAUUUGCCAGUGCAAAAACUAGAAACAUUGUAAAUGGUUAUGCCUUCAACCAAGCCAUGUUCUUCUUAGAUUUUCAACAGGCAAUGGUGAAAAUGAGCACCCUUGAUGUCAAGGAAGGUUCCAAAGGAGAAAUAAGAACAAAUUGCCACAAAAUGAACUAAGGAAGAAGAGUACUUUUUUAUGAAGAGAGUUGAGCAUUCAUCUCUUCUUCAUUGUGAAUUAUUGAUGGGUAAAACAAUAUCUGUCAUUGUUUAAUAGAUAAGUUACAUAUAUAAUCUGUUGUCCUUUAAGCUUGUUACUUGUACU